GAUGCUGAGAGUGCAGAGGCCGAGACUGGCCAGGCUGAGAGCCUGCCUCUCCAGAGGCCUCCACCACAAGCCCGUCAUGGCGCUCCGAAGGGAGGACGUGAACGCCUGGGAGCGCAGGGCGCCUCUGGCUCCCAAGCACAUCAAGGGCAUCACCAAACUGGGAUACAAGGUCUUGAUACAGCCUUCCAAUAGACGGGCCAUUCACGACAAGGAGUAUGUCAGGGCUGGUGGCAUUCUUCAAGAGGACAUUACAGAAGCCUGCCUGAUUUUGGGGGUAAAAAGGCCUCCAGAGGAAAAACUGAUGUCCAAGAAGACUUAUGCCUUCUUCUCCCACACAAUAAAAGCUCAGGAAGCUAAUAUGAACUUGCUGGAUGAGGUCCUGAAACAGGAAAUCCGGCUUAUUGAUUAUGAGAAAAUGGUGGAUCACAGAGGGUCUCGGAUAGUGGCUUUUGGACAGUGGGCAGGUGUGGCAGGAAUGAUUAAUAUUUUACAUGGAAUGGGUUUAAGGCUCCUUGCUUUGGGACAUCAUACUCCUUUUAUGCAUCUUGGCAUGGCUCACAACUACAGGAACAGCAGUCAAGCUGUACAGGCUGUCCGAGAUGCUGGCUAUGAAAUAUCUCUGGGUUUAAUGCCAAAGUCAAUAGGGCCCUUAACGUUUGUAUUCACAGGGACUGGCAACGUAUCCAAGGGAGCCCAAGAAGUCUUUAAUGAGCUACCUUGUGAGUAUGUGGAGCCCCAUGAAUUAAAAGAAGUCUCAAAAACUGGAGACCUCAGGAAAGUGUAUGGGACGGUGUUAAGUCGCCAUCAUCAUCUUGUCAGGAAAACAGAUGGUGUGUACGAUCCUGUAGAAUACGAGAAAUAUCCUGAGCGCUACACAAGUCGUUUUAAUACAGAUAUUGCACCCUACACAACUUGUUUAAUCAAUGGAAUCUACUGGGAGCAAAACACCCCUCGGCUGCUCACACGUCAGGACGCCCAGAGUCUCCUGGUCCCAGUGAAGUCCUCAGUUGUUCCUGUUGAAGGAUGUCCUGAAUUACCACACAAACUUGUGGCAAUAUGUGACAUUUCGGCAGACACAGGAGGCUCUAUAGAUUUUAUGACUGAGUGCACUACCAUAGAACGGCCCUUUUGCAUGUAUGACGCGGACCAGCAUAUUAUUCACGACAGUGUGGAAGGCUCCGGGAUUCUGAUGUGCUCCAUUGACAAUUUGCCAGCGCAGCUUCCAAUUGAGGCCACAGAAUACUUUGGAGACAUGCUUUACCCUUAUGUCGAAGAGAUGCUGUUAUCAGAUGCGUCACAGCCUCUGGAAAGCCAGAACUUCUCUCCGGUCGUGCGAGAUGCAGUGAUUACAUCCAAUGGUCUAUUGACGGACAAAUACAAAUAUAUACAGAAACUCCGGGAAAGCAGAGAACGAAUCCAAUUCCUUUCAAUGAGUACCAAGAAGAAGGUUUUGGUUCUUGGGUCUGGCUAUGUAUCUGGGCCUGUUUUGGAGUACCUGUCAAGAGGCAACAAUAUAGAAAUAACACUAGGCUCUGACAUGACGAACCAAAUGCAGCAGCUGAGCAAGAAAUACGACAUUAACACUGUCAAUGUGACCGUCGGCAAGCAGGAAGAGAAGCUGCAGUCCCUGGUCGAAUCCCAGGAUCUUGUCAUCAGCUUGUUGCCUUAUGUGUUGCAUCCUGUUGUGGCCAAGGCCUGCAUUGAUAGCAAGGUUAAUAUGGUCACUGCAAGCUACAUCACACCAGCUAUGAAAGAACUGGAAAAAAGUGUGGAUGACGCUGGCAUCACAGUCAUUGGAGAAUUGGGAUUAGAUCCUGGUCUUGAUCACAUGUUGGCAAUGGAAACAAUUGAUAAAGCCAAAGAUCUGGGAGCCACGAUUGAGUCGUAUGUUUCCUACUGCGGUGGUCUUCCAGCCCCAGAACAUUCAGAUAAUCCCUUGCGAUAUAAGUUCAGCUGGAGUCCAGUGGGAGUCUUGAUGAACAUAAUGCAGCCUGCUAGCUAUCUACUCAAUGGAAAGGUUGUGAAUGUGACAGGGGGAGUCUCUUUUCUCAACUCUGUCACACCCAUGGAUUACUUCCCAGGCCUAAACUUGGAAGGGUAUCCUAACAGAGAUAGCAUAAAAUAUGCUGAGAUUUAUGGAAUUUCAUCUGCCCAUACAUUGUUGAGGGGAACACUGAGAUAUAAGGGAUAUUCCAAAGCUUUGAAUGGAUUUGUGAAGUUGGGACUCAUCAACAGAGAAACAUAUCCUGCCCUCCGACCUGAGGCCAACCCUCUCACCUGGAAACAGCUCCUGUGUGACCUAGUUGGGAUUUCCCGCUCCUCCUCAUGUGAGAAGCUUAAGGAAGUUGUCUUUACAAAGUUGGGAGGGGACAGUACCCAGCUAGAGGCUGCUGAAUGGUUGGGCUUACUGGGGGAUGAGCAGGUUCCUCAGGCAGAGUCCAUUGUGGAUGCAUUCUCCAAGCACUUGGUCUCAAAGCUCUCCUAUGGCCCCGAAGAAAAGGAUAUGAUUGUGAUGAGGGACACCUUUGGCAUUAGACAUCCAUCUGGACAUUUAGAAAACAAGACCAUCGAUCUUGUGGUUUAUGGAGACUUCAAUGGCUUUUCGGCAAUGGCUAAGACUGUGGGGUUGCCAACAGCCAUGGCAGCCAAAAUGUUACUCGAUGGUGAAAUUGAAACCAAAGGCCUAAUGGGACCAUUUUCAAAGGAGAUCUAUGGGCCAAUAUUGGAGCGGAUUAAAGCAGAAGGCAUUGUGUUUAAUACACAGAGCACAAUCAAGCUAUAAAUGGGUAUUUAUUUUCCUAGGCAUCACAGCUGUUACCUUGUAUAUGACAAAUGUGCUUGCUGAUAUACUGAAGCUGAUGUGAAGAAUGAUAUGUUUUCUGGAAGUUCAUGCAAUGGUGUUUUCAAAACUCAAGUCUCUAAAGCUUUUAGAGUAGAAGAUUCCAGACAUCAGAGAAACCUUUAAUAAGUCUCCUGUGUACUUUUUGUGUGUAUGUAAAGGUGAGGAUGAUCAUAGCUUGUUAAUUUAUUGCACUUCCUUUUUCCUGAGGACAUAUCAUCAGCAAAUGCAGUUGUACUAUUUUUUCCCACUUCGUGUAGUUAUAUUUUUGUAUUUUUCAAAUUGAUUCCGCUAUAUACCUUUUAGACUGACAUAUCGAAGAAUGGUCGCAAACGUACUGCCUUGUGCCUUUUGUAAAGUUAUGAUUUAUUUAGUAAAUUGUUUUGAAAAUCA
Molecule: messenger RNA, 3232 nt
Organism: Rattus rattus (black rat)
Lineage: Eukaryota; Metazoa; Chordata; Mammalia; Rodentia; Muridae
Gene: Aass
Product: aminoadipate-semialdehyde synthase
Exons: 23
Coding region: 2-2782 (926 amino acids)
Cellular component (GO): cytoplasm
Molecular function (GO): saccharopine dehydrogenase activity
Source: RefSeq, a predicted model, not a curated record